AUGGCUGAAUCCUUUCUCUUCGAGGAAGAUUGUUGUGACAUUAUCCUUGCUGAGGAUGGGGAAGACAAGGUGGUUGACAUACUUGAAGCUAUGAGAAAUGAUUCGGUCAGCACCGCGUUCAGCGGCAUAGAGGCCUGUGGAACUUCAAUGAACAUGAUGCGAGCUGCAUUUUGCAAGAGACUUGGAAUUCCCUUUGAGCCCUUGGCAGUCACAUUCCAGAUAGAAUGGAAUCGUGAAUGCGUUGCCGAGCUACUGCCCGAGUGCAAAGCCCACAACACAUGCUUGUUCAACAACAUCGCUUCCUUCUUUGUGGAGGAUUUGAAGGAGACGAUUGACUAUUUGAUCCAGCAUCCCCAAAUGGCAAUUGAAGUACUCAGCCCCCUCUUGGCCGAGAAGAAGGCUAUGAAGGGGACAGCGUGGUGUGUUGUCCAUGAGAAAGAGUGCAAGGUUGUUCCAUGUCGCCGGCACCUUGCUGGGACAAGUUGCCGUCCCUGGAGCAAAAAGGGGGCAGGGCUUGGAGCUCAUGACCCCGAAGUGCUGUUCACACUGGCAUGGGUGGGGCUGAUGCUUCUUCUUGAAAACACUGAGAUAACAAGCGAGAAUGUACUCACACCUGGCUCUGGAUCUUCAUCAUCAACCGUUAUGGACUGUGGAUUAGGCAGCCUUCUGCUCAGGCUACUUGGGCCCCUCUACCAUAUGGAGAAAGUGGUGCUCUCUCCAUACAUGGUUGGCGACCCGUUUAAUCGGGAAAGGGAGUUCAUCAAGAUGGUCCACAAGAAGAAGGCAGCAGCAGUGAUCAGCCCACUUUCACGAUUCUGCAAGCGAUUUUUCAGGAUGUGUCAGUGGAGUUGGAAAAGCAUAUUCUUCAUGCACUUGCCAGAGAUGAAGGGCAAAGGUGUUGUGGAGAACGAGCUGGAGAUGGAGUACCAGUGGGCGUGCCAGAGACCAACCAGCCGAGCUAAAGAGCUUGGAGAUGAAUUGGCAGGUGAUACAAUGGACUUUGAAGCCGCCCUCAACACCAUGGAAUUCAACUUUCUCCAGGAAUACCGCCGGGGAUGGCCGGAAGCAGCAUACCAGUUAAACCAAGAUCCUGGCAGCGGCCAUGGUCAUCAUUCCAAAAACGAGUUUGAGAUGUUCACCCUGAUCCACAACUUGGGUUUAGUGUGGAGUGAUCACGUUGGCAGGUGGUUGUCCCCAACAGAGGCAUUAGCUUGCCAACACUUCCCAGUGGUGCCCUAUUUGCAUUCACCUGACUUGAAGUUGACUUCCUUCCAUUUUGACAGACAGGGCCGCUCAGGAAGGCACAUUGGUCCUCAGGUGGGCAAUUCGAUGCACUGCGGCGUGAUGGGCUUGCUGCAGCUGCACUCCUUGUCGGAAGUUCUUCAUCCCAGAAUUCCCGACUUGUUCAAGAACAUUCGGCUGGUCAGGCCAGGCUGGAUGGCUUUGUCGGUCACUGGAUGGUGA
This is a messenger RNA of Cladocopium goreaui, 1464 nucleotides long. The record is from the annotation of a GenBank genome assembly. Lineage: Eukaryota; Dinophyceae; Suessiales; Symbiodiniaceae.